UCUAUUAUGGGCCAGCUAUUCUGUUCCACAAAAUGCGGAAUACACACAACCAGUAUCUGUGUUUUGCGGAUCCAAAAACAACAGUUGUCUGCAUAAGCCCUUCACCUGAUCUUUGCACGUCUGUAAUCCUUGGAGAUCAGGAGAUCUGCUUCAUUAACAUCAUGCCAGAGCCAGAGAGAAAAUCAAAGAUCUCCGCUUCACGCAAGCUCUUGUUAAAGAGUUUAAUGCUGGCCAAGGCAAAAGAAGCAUGGGAUCAAGAACAUGUGAAUACGCAGGAAGAAAAACAGAAAUACCUAAGUGAGCGAGUGCCACAUUGCAACACACAAGGUUUGGGGCGUGAGGCAUUACAGGUGUUGUGUCGAGAGCUCCAUGAAAAGGUUGGAAUUUGUGAUGAGGAAAGAUAUGAUAUUGAAGCAAAAGUUCUUCACAAUACAAGAGAGAUUCAAGAUCUGAAGAUGAAAGUGCUAGAUUUGCGUGGUAAAUUUAAAAGACCAGCAUUACGUAGAGUGAGAGUAUCAGCUGACGCUAUGCUCCGUGCACUACUUGGCUCAAAACACAAGGUCUCAAUGGAUCUGCGCGCUAACUUAAAGUCUGUAAAGAAGGAGGACACAGAGAAGGAGCGUCCAGUUGAAGUCAGUGAUUGGCGCAAGAAUGUCGAAGCCAUGUCUGGUAUGGAGGGCAGGAAAAAGAUGUUUGAUGCAGCAAAAUCGCCUACUGGACAAUAAAUGGGACCUGCCAAAGGACCUUUUGAUGUAAUCUCACUCGCCACAUGUUGAGUGCGGUGAUGUCAGUGCAGGUCCUGCUGAAUGAAGAUGUAAGGGAAAAU
This is a messenger RNA of Bufo gargarizans (Asiatic toad), 826 nucleotides long. RefSeq names its product troponin I1, slow skeletal type (gene TNNI1). The transcript is spliced from 9 exons. Bases 33 to 725 code for a protein of 230 amino acids. Gene Ontology annotation, cellular component: troponin complex. The record is from RefSeq and is a predicted model, not a curated record. NCBI's taxonomy places the organism in Eukaryota, Metazoa, Chordata, Amphibia, Anura, Bufonidae. Gene Ontology annotation, biological process: muscle contraction.